AGCCUUCACAUCCAUCAUCGCUGUAGCCUCAGAACCGUGGAAGCAGCCAGGCCCAGGCGAAGUGCCCGGGCAAGGGGUCCCAGGCCCACAAAGGCUCUGGUCAGGAGUAAGUGGGUCUGGGGUCCUCGUAAAGAGUGGGAGUGGGUCAGUAGCAAGGGGCUCCCUCGGGCUGGAGGGGAACAGGGACCCAGGGGUGUGAGGGCAAAUGAGACCAGACCCAGGGGUGGGGGUGGAAGAGAAGGGAAGGAAACAGGGAGCAUCGCAUGCUUAUAGAUAAAUGUACUUGUGCCUCUAACUCCCCCGGGGACCCACCAGUCCAACGAUGGCCAGUGGGAUCCAGGGAUGUGCAGUAGUGCUGUCGUAUCCGGAUACCUUCUGGGGCUCAGUUUCCCCUUCUGUACGAGGAGGGCAAGGAGCUGGCCACGCUGGUGUCCGGACUCAGCAAGAUCGCAAGCGGAAGAUGCCCGCAUCCGAAGAUGCCGCCGGGAGACUGUUCGGCAGCCGACGAGCCAGCGCUGCCCCCUCCCCUUCCCCUCCCUCUCCCCGGCGCUGCCGCUGGCCCCCGCCCCCGCCCCGCCUCCAGCGUGCGAUGGGGGGCGGGCAGCGGGCAGAGUCGAGAGCAGCGAAGCCCAGCAGACGCUGCCACCUGAUCCCAUCCAGGCUGCGAGAGGCGAGCAACGGGUACUUGGUGCGCAGGGCCCCAGCACCCUCGGCCCCGCAGCGGAUCUCAGAAGAAGGGUUGGGAGGUAGCGGCGACCACCCGCCACCCAGGUCGGAGGCAGAGCCCUCGCGUGCCUCGCAGGAACCCUGGCCCUGCUGCCAGAGCCUCAGGAGCCCCCAUGAGCGCCAGCGAAGGGCGUCCCGGAUAGCGAGACCCUGGCCAGCCCGGGGGUGCGUGCCCCGUCAUGCCCACCAUCCUGCAGCGCCUGCAGCAGGCCACGAAGAUGAUGAGCCGCAGGAAAAUCCUGCUGCUGGUGCUGGGGUGCAGCACGUUGAGCCUCCUCAUCCACCAGGGGACACAACUCAGCUGGUACCCCAAGUUGUUCCCUCUGAGUUGCCCGCCCCUGCAGGACUCGCCGCCGCGCCCCAAGCACAUGACCGUGGCCUUCCUGAAGACACACAAGACUGCGGGCACUACGGUGCAGAACAUCCUGUUUCGCUUCGCGGAACGCCACAACCUGACGGUGGCCCUGCCACACCCGACCUGCGAGCACCAGUUCUGCUAUCCGCGAAACUUCUCGGCGCACUUCGUGCACCCGGCCACGCGCCCGCCACACGUACUGGCCAGCCACCUGCGCUUCGACCGGGCGGAGCUCGAGCGCCUCAUGCCACCGGGCACCGUCUACGUCACCAUCCUGCGCGAGCCGGCUGCCAUGUUCGAGUCGCUCUUCAGCUACUACAACCAGUACUGCCCCGCCUUCCGGCGCGUGCCCAACGCGUCGCUCGAGGCCUUCUUGCACGCGCCCGAGACCUACUACCGCGCGGGCGAGCACUUCGCCAUGUUCGCGCACAACACGCUGGCCUACGACCUGGGCGGCGACAAUGAGCGCAGCCCGCGUGAGGACGCCGCCUACUUGGCGGGCCUCAUCCGCCAGGUGGAGGAGGUCUUCUCGCUGGUCAUGAUCGCUGAGUACUUCGACGAGUCGCUCGUGCUGCUGCGGCGGCUCCUGGCCUGGGACCUGGAGGACGUGCUGUACGCCAAGCUCAACGCGCGCGCGGCCAGCUCGCGCCUGGCCAGCAUCCCCGCGUCUCUGGCGCAGGCCGCGCGCGCCUGGAACGCGCUCGACGCGGGCCUCUACGACCACUUCAACGCCACGUUCUGGCGCCGCGUGGCGCAUGCUGGCCGCGCCUGCGUGGAGCGUGAGGCGCGGGAGCUGCGUGAGGCCCGGGAGCGCCUGCUGCGGCGUUGCUUCGGCGAGGAGCCGGUGCUACGGCCAGCCGCGCAGAUCCGCACCAAGCAGCUGCAGCCCUGGCAGCCCAGCCGCAAGGUGGACAUCAUGGGCUACGACCUGCCCAGCGGUGUUGCCGGCCCGGCCACUGAGGCCUGCCUCAAGCUGGCCAUGCCCGAAGUACAGUACUCCAACUACCUGCUGCGCAAGCAGAAACGCCGGGUUGGUGUGCGGGCCCGGCCCGAACCGGUCCUGGACAAUCCCCCACCGCCUCGGCCCAUCCGGGCACUGCCCCGCAUUCCCCAAGGCCACUGAGCUCCUAGAGUCUGGCCUGGGGCUGCCUCCAGGUUCUGCCUCAUUUGGGCCCUGAUUUCCAAAAGGCUUAAGCCUCACGCCGUCCUUGGGGGUGCGUCUCCCUAUCUGAGCCCACCUCCCUGGGGUGGGCUGAACCCCGCCAUCCGGAAGGGUGCGGAUAGGCCCAACUGAGACCUGGGCCAUGCUGUCCUGCUUCCUAACUGGCUGGCGCCUUCUACAGGCGGCCUCGGGCUUGUCCAGAACUGUCUAGUCUGCCUCUUUCUGGGUCUUUUCCCAGCGAAUGAGCGCAGGCCGCAGAGAGGGGCUCUGCCUGCCAGCCUCCAGGGGCUCUUGCUCUUCUUCACAGGGGUCAGAGCCCCCCACACCACCUGUCUUCCAGGUUCCACCCUCACCACAGACCUAAGCUGCUCCCAGACUCCCAGAACCAAGAGUUCUUGGGUCGGGCUUUUUGUUGGUUUUUGUUUUUUAAAUAAAAUAUCCUUAAAAUGUG
Phyllostomus discolor (pale spear-nosed bat) is the source of this 2694-nucleotide messenger RNA. It is a transcript of the gene GAL3ST3, whose product is annotated as galactose-3-O-sulfotransferase 3. The transcript is spliced from 3 exons. Lineage: Eukaryota; Metazoa; Chordata; Mammalia; Chiroptera; Phyllostomidae. Gene Ontology annotation, biological process: glycolipid biosynthetic process. Gene Ontology annotation, cellular component: membrane. The coding region runs from base 906 to 2204 and encodes 432 amino acids. The record is from RefSeq and is a predicted model, not a curated record. Gene Ontology annotation, molecular function: galactosylceramide sulfotransferase activity.